AUGCUCAGACUCGCGAAAGCUCUCGCUAUCAGCAACGCAAGGUACUUGUCCACAAGUGCCAUUUUGCGUCAAGAUGCUGUAGGUACUGUUGGGACCGUACCCGUCAAACGUCCCGUAGGAGGUUUCCGUAUUUUGGGAUUUUUCUUUGGCUUCUCCUUCGCAUCUGCUCUAUCGAUCUACUAUCUCCAACAGGACAACAAAAUCGCUUCAGGCUUGCUUUUAGCCAGCGUAGAAGAACUCCAGCAAGGAACCGGUAAGAUCUCAUCUCAUCUGGAUAGACUUCAGACUGUCGAAAAAGACUUGGCUGCUCUCAAGUCCUCCGGAGCCAUUAAAGACGAUGUGACUAAAGUCAGGGGUGAGAUGAAGAAAGUAUAUGACGGUCUUCACCUUGAAUUACUUGAUUUGAGAGCACACGUAUGGGGAGUAGAACAGGAUUUACAAAAAGUUGUUAAAACGGGUGAGUCUCUCGACCUCACCUGA
This is a messenger RNA of Kwoniella mangroviensis CBS 8507, 480 nucleotides long. RefSeq lists its product as uncharacterized. The coding region runs from base 1 to 480 and encodes 159 amino acids. The record is from RefSeq and is a predicted model, not a curated record. The transcript is spliced from 5 exons. Lineage: Eukaryota; Fungi; Basidiomycota; Tremellomycetes; Tremellales; Cryptococcaceae.